GGCCAAGAACGGGGGGAGCGAUAGAUAAAAAACGCGCGAAAUUUCUCGAUAAGGGAAGAAAGGGGAACACGCUUCUGCCCAUCACUUGGCUCCGCGCUGUCGUGCGUUUGGGUUUCUCCCUCCCUCUGCUUCCCCAAUAUCUUUUUUUUUUCUGUUUGUUUGCUGGGAGAGCCUCAUUUCCAUGUCGAAUCUGAAAUUCCUGCUGGGUUCAGCUUGAGCAGCGUCCCUCCGUCCUUGCGCUUGGCGAAUUCGCGGCGUUUAGGCUCAGAUGCCUGACGCAGCAGCCGCAAAAUCCCCGUGCGUAAGGCUUGAAUCUUUGGAGCACGAGGGAGGAUUUCCAUCUCCCUAGGCGCUUCCAAAGCUCGGUACCUUGAAUCAUGGACCACACGGAGAGCUCCACUUCCACAACGUUGUAGUCGUCGCCGCCGCCGUGGGCUGUGGGCUGUCCUCGUCCUAACUCCACCCUCCAUGGAGGUCUCCACCAUCAGCUUCUCGUCCCCGUCCUCGUCGCCGCCGUCCCUGUCCCCUUCGCCGCCGCCGUCGCAGCAGCAGCAGCACCAGCCGCGGGGGGCCACGCCGGCGGACCUCGAGGCCGUGGGCCUCCGCCGCCUCAGCGACAACCUGCAGCGCCUGCUGGACCCGGCCUUCCUCAACUGCGCGGACGCCGAGAUCGCGCUCGCACCGGCCAAGGGCGGCGGCGCCGUCGGCGUCCACCGCUGCAUCCUCGCCGCCAGGAGCGCCUUCUUCCUCCACCACUUCGCCUCCCUCCCGGCCCCCGCCGGCGGCGGCGGCGAGAGGCCCCGCCUCGAGCUCGCCGACCUCGUCCCCGGCGGCCGCCACAUCGGCCAAGACGCCCUCGUGCCCGUCCUCGGAUACCUCUACACCGGCCGCCUCAAGUCGCCGCCGCAGGAGGCCACCGUCUGCAUGGACGACGCGUGCGGCCACGGGACCUGCCGCCCCGCGAUUGACUUCGUCGUCGAGUCCAUGUACGCCGCGUCUGGCUUCCAGAUCUCCGAGCUUAUCUCCCUCUUCCAGCGCCGUCUCUCUGACUUCGUUAGCGAAGCACUGGAUGAGGAUGUGGUGCCCAUUAUUCAUGUUGCUUCCACCUGCGACCUUCAGGACCUGCUCAAUCAGUGUAUUCACAGGGUUGCGGUCUCCACUCUCGAUAGCCGGUACCUCGAGAAGGAACUUCCAGAUGACAUAUACUGCAGGAUCAAGGAAAUCCGCCGGAGCACGUUUCAUGACGAAUCAUCAGAGAGUGCCAUUCUGGACCCUGAGCAUGACAAGAGGGUCAGAAACAUCCUCAAGGCCUUGGAUUCUGACGAUGUUGAUCUUGUUGGCCUGCUGUUAAAGGAGUCGACGGUGACCUUGGAUGAUGCGUUUGCGAUACACUAUGCUGCAGCCUACUGUGAGCCCAAAGUGUUUGCGGAAUUGCUGAAACUGGAUUCUGCUAACGUGAAUCGGAAGAGUAAUAGUGGGUAUACACCACUGCAUAUAGCUUGCAUGAGGAGAGAACCAGACAUCAUUCUUUCGCUUGUGGAGAGGGGAGCCUCUGUGCUGGAGAGGACCCUAGAUGGGCGUGAUGCUCUUACUAUCUGCAAGAGACUAACAAGAGAGAAAGACUGCAAUAGGAAGUUGGAGAAGUACGAGGAGAAAAGUAAGGCUUACUUGUGUAUCGACAUACUGGAGCAAGAACUUAAGAGGAAAUCCUUUAUUUUGGACCCGAUCUCUAUAGAGGAGUCCAUUGCCACACCUUUGUUGGUUGAUAAUUUUCACAUGAGGCUCAUAAACUUGGAAAACAGAGUUGCGUUUGCACGAAUAUUCUUCCCUUCGGAAGCCAAGCUUGUCAUGCGCAUUGCACAAGCUGAUUCAACCGAAGAGUUUGCCGGCAUCACCAAUUUCAGCAAACUAAAGGAAGUUGAUCUCAAUGAAACCCCAACAAUGCAGAAUAGGAGGUUGCGUGAACGCCUUGAUGCCUUAACAAAGACAGUUGAGCUAGGGAGACGAUACUUCCCACAUUGUUCAGACGUUCUUGACAAGUUCCUCAACGAAGAAUCCACUGAUCUGAUCUUCCUUGAAACUGGGACUCCAGAGGAUCAGCGAGUCAAGAGAAUGCGCUUUUCUGAACUCAAAGAGGACGUGCGCAAGGCAUUCACAAAAGAUAAGGCUGCAGUGGCAGCCAUAGCUUCCUCAGCAUCCUCGUCUUCAUCUCCGAGGUGUGAGGGGAGGGGUAGAUCCAAUAGGAAAUUGAGGCCAUCUCGGUGAUAUCAGUAGUUGAGGCGCAAUCUGUUCAGUAGUCAGGACACAUGACUCUGAGGACCGCGGUGAAGGACGGCUUUGUAGUAUGUUGUUUUGACGACGUGUAGCACAGUGAAGCGAUUGGGCCCAGCCUGACGAGAAUUCCCAGUAGCUGUUGUGUUUUGACAUGUAACACUGUUUCAGUAGAUAAUUUCCACGUGCUGAUCGUCAUCUUUGCAGGCACUACUUGUCUUGCUUGUUAAAACUGCUUUUGGGGUGGGAAGUAGAACAUUGGUGCUAUUGUGCUAAUGUAUCUGGAUCCUCUCAAAGGAAAUAGUUGUGUGCCUGUCGAUAUGUAAAAGGAUAUACGUCCUUAUAGAAACCAGAAGAUUAUUGCAGUCAAAUAGAAGAAUUUGGCAACCGUGUGUUUCAGUGGUUGAACUUGAUAGAAUUAUUCAGUGUUAUACUAGUGCUUUUAAGGCAAAA
This is a messenger RNA of Sorghum bicolor (sorghum), 2724 nucleotides long. RefSeq names its product BTB/POZ domain and ankyrin repeat-containing protein NPR3. Bases 469 to 2265 code for a protein of 598 amino acids. The record is from RefSeq and is a predicted model, not a curated record. Gene Ontology annotation, cellular component: nucleus. Gene Ontology annotation, molecular function: protein binding. The transcript is spliced from 4 exons. NCBI's taxonomy places the organism in Eukaryota, Viridiplantae, Streptophyta, Magnoliopsida, Poales, Poaceae. Gene Ontology annotation, biological process: regulation of jasmonic acid mediated signaling pathway; systemic acquired resistance, salicylic acid mediated signaling pathway; defense response to bacterium.